Molecule: messenger RNA, 1320 nt
Organism: Cheilinus undulatus (humphead wrasse)
Lineage: Eukaryota; Metazoa; Chordata; Actinopteri; Labriformes; Labridae
Product: major histocompatibility complex class I-related gene protein-like
Exons: 8
Coding region: 7-1320 (437 amino acids)
Biological process (GO): immune response
Cellular component (GO): external side of plasma membrane
Source: RefSeq, a predicted model, not a curated record
AACAACAUGAAGAUUUUAUUUGUUUUGUUCCUUCUCUGUCGUGUUUCAUCUACAGUGAAACAUUCCCUGACAUAUGUCUUCACUGCAUCUUAUGGAGUUGCAGAGUUUCCAGAGUUUGUGGGUGUAGGGAUGCUUGAUGGAGUUCAGUUUGGACACUGUAACAGCAUAACCAAUGCAGCAGUUCCCACACUUGACUGGAUAAAAGAAUUCUUCAAAGACAAUCCACAACACCUGGAGAGGUAUUCUGCAGAGUGUCUGGACGAUCACUACUUUCUCAAAGCUCAUAUUGACAUCAUGAUGCAUCGCUUUAAUCACAGUGGAGGUGUGCACAUUCUACAGAGGAUGAGUGGCUGUGAGUGGGAUGAAGAGACUGGAGAGAUUGUUGGUUAUAUCCAGUACGGCUAUGACAGGGAAGACUUCUUGGCAUUGGACUUGAAGACACUGACGUGGGUUGCUCCAAACCCUAAGGCAUUUAUGACCAAACUCAGAUGGGAUGCUGAAAAGGCUAGAUUACAAACCAAUAAAGACUUCUUCAUGCACAUAUGCCCCAAAUGGCUGAAGAAGUAUUUACAGUAUGGAAGCAGCUCUCUGCAAAAAGUGCUUCCCUCAGUGUCUCUCCUCCAGAAGUCUCCCUCCUCUCCAAUCAGCUGCUUCGCCACAGGUUUCUACCCUGACAGAGCUGUGAUGUUCUGGAAGAAAGAUGGAAAGGAGCUUUAUGAGGGUGUGGACCAUGGAGAGAUCCUCCCAAACCAUGAUGACACCUUCCAGAUGAGUGUGGACUUGAACAUUUCAUCAGUGAAACCUGAAGACUGGAAGAGGUACGAGUGUGUGUUUCAGCUCUCUGGAGUGGAGGAGGACAUCGUCACCAGACUGGAAAAAUCAGAGAUCAGAAGCAACAAUGGCUCUACCUCUGGCUUUCCUGUUGCUCUUGUUGCUGGAGUUGCUUCAGGCCUGCUGCUCCUGUUUUUGUGCAUCGCUGGACUCUGGAAGUUGAGAAAGAACAACAGUGAUUUCCAGCCUGCCAACAUGCUGCGUGACAACCAGAGAUCAAACAUCAGCAUCCUGAAGAUCCUGAUCCUGCACUUUAGGUGUCUUCUGGCUAAAGUGCAUGAGCUGGAGCGCAGGAACAAGGUCCUGGAGAAGCAGCUGCAGCAGCCUCUGGAAGAGAACUGUGGAGGGGAGGGACACCAGAAGCCACAGACCAAAGAGAUGGGGGUCCAGACUGGAUUUAUUGGCCCGAUCCCACCUAGAUCUAGUCUCAUCUGGCUCCACAACGCCAACAACUCAGUCUACCCUCCUGGAGGCACCCCUACAUCCUAA